Messenger RNA from Lycium ferocissimum, 840 nucleotides. RefSeq lists its product as uncharacterized. The coding region runs from base 1 to 840 and encodes 279 amino acids. The transcript is spliced from 4 exons. Lineage: Eukaryota; Viridiplantae; Streptophyta; Magnoliopsida; Solanales; Solanaceae. The record is from RefSeq and is a predicted model, not a curated record.
AUGAAAAAGCCAAGGGCAAGGUUGGAGAAAUCAUUUCCUGCCCUUAGUGUCGACUCGAGUCGGAAGAGGCUAAUUACUUUUAAGGUGCCAGCUGAUAUGAACAUGUUAUCGGGUCCUAUUAGGGUAUCCAGCUAUCUGUAUCCUUUGGUGUCCCAAGAGGACCGUAAGAAAAUGACCGAGGUCGACGAAUCGUGCCUUUUCAACGAGGCUCAGCAAGCAUUGAAUCGGGCCUCCGUGCUUCACCAUGCAAGCUUUCACCGGCUUAAGCAUGAAGUGGGUCGACUCAAGGAGGAGCUCGAAAGUAAGAGUCAGGAGGUGGACGAGCUCAUGACUCUAUACGAAAAGAAUUUGCAGUAUAUCUCGUCUCUUCCUGAUCUUUCCAUCCUUAAAUCAGAUUUAGCAGCGGCUCGAAACGAAGCUGCCGAACGUGAUGUUCUCCGGGAGCAGCUUCGGUCGUCGGAGGAACAAAUGAACGGCCUUAACGCAUCACUUGCUGCGGCCGAAGUGGAAAGGGAUCGAUUGAGCCAGGUCAUCACCGAUCUUCAAGCUGAGCAUGGAAAGGCUCUCGAUCAGAUCUCAGGUUAUGACGACAUGUUAGAGCAGUACAAGGCUGAUGUGACUGCUGCCGAAAAGGCCAAUAAUCUUAGAGCUGAGUACGAGUGGUGUUUGUCCCGAAGGAAGACCCUCGAAGAAGUUCAGGCCACUGGUGUGGACUUAUCAAAUUUGAUCGAGGAAGCAAAAGAGCUUGAAGCAGAAGCAAAGGCUGCGUUCGACCCCGAGGAUUCAGAUAUCGAUCUUGAGUUAGCUGAUGAAGAGGCCGAGGGGUCGGAUGAAGAUUAG